This is a messenger RNA of Leptinotarsa decemlineata (Colorado potato beetle), 625 nucleotides long. RefSeq names its product myotrophin. Gene Ontology annotation, molecular function: ubiquitin-protein transferase activity; protein binding. The record is from RefSeq and is a predicted model, not a curated record. Gene Ontology annotation, cellular component: BRCA1-BARD1 complex; nucleus; cytoplasm. Gene Ontology annotation, biological process: regulation of barbed-end actin filament capping; protein K6-linked ubiquitination. Lineage: Eukaryota; Metazoa; Arthropoda; Insecta; Coleoptera; Chrysomelidae.
GGAGAGAGAGAGAGAGAGAGAGGACUAGAACAAACCUAAUGACAGAUUUAACAAGUUUCUGUCACUGUUUCUGUAUUUGAUUUGUAAAUAUUUUAAUUUUUCUAGGAAUAUUAGUUAAAUAAUUGUUCAGGAUGAGUGGUGAUUUUGUAUGGGCUAUUAAAAAUGGAGAUCUAGAACAAGUUAAAGACAUAAUUGAGAAAAAGUCAGUUAAUGUUAAUGAUGAAGUCCAGGGACGACCUCUCAUACUAUAUGCUGCGGAUUAUGGACAAACAGACGUUAUUGAAUACCUAAUAUCUGCAGGAGCAGACGUGAAUUCCAAGGAUAAGUUUGGUAUCACCGCCCUUUUAGCAGCUAUCUGGGAAGGUCAUAAGGACUGUGUAAAAUUACUUUUAGAAAAAGGUGCCAGAAAGGAUGGAGUUGCCCCAGAUGGAAAAACGUAUUUAGAGUCUGCCGAAAAUAAUGAAAUACGACAACUUUUAUCUGCUUAAAUUUUGUUUGGUCCAAAACUGUCCAAGAAAUGAUUGAAUUUAGUGAACAAGAUUAGUAUUAGGUUACAAUUUUUCAAUUUAAAUUAAGCUUUCAAGUUGACCUUUGAAAUUCAGUAAAAUAAGGUCAUAAACAGCAG